AUGGCGAGAAGGAGUCUUGGCGAAGACACAUUGUCAGUGAUUGAGAACCCGGCGGCUGUCAGCCUUCCUUUUCCUUCAGAGAAAACAGCAGGAGUUGCAGGGACCCGGGGAGUAAGGGGAUGGUUAAAAGGGAUUCACUCUACAAGUCACGCUCACAGGCUGGUGAGGCUGCUGGCAGCAGUGUGUGCAGUUGGACUCCUGGGAGGCUUAGCUGCAGGUGUCUGGUUUUUAGUGAAACUUCUGCUGGGGCCUUCCUUCUCCCAAAGCCCAGUGGGACUUGGGGACACUAAGGAGACGCCGUUCUGCAAUGUGACAGAAGAUAUCUCCAUCUCUGACCCCAGGAAAGUGUUUUACAGAAUCAGCCCAGAGAACUCCCUACUGGAGAUUCAGCUGGGGAAGCUGCCCACCUGGCUGCCAGUGUGCUACGAGAGGUGGAACUCUUCACUGGGAACGCUGGUUUGCAGACAGCUUGGUUCUCUGAGACUGACCAAGCAUAAAGGAGUGAAUCUAACUGAUAUCGGGCCAAACUAUACUGAUGGCUUCAUACAAAUUACCUCAGAACACAGGAGCAAUCUGGAAAAUAUGUGGCAAGUCAGGGGGAACUGUAUCACAGGGAAGGUUAUCGCUUUGCAAUGUUUUGCCUGUGGGACGCGAGCAAAGCUGCCCAGGAUAAUCGGGGGAGUAGAAGCCACGCUGGGCAGGUGGCCCUGGCAGGUCAGCCUCUACAACAGCAACCGUCACACCUGCGGAGGCUCUCUCAUCACCAGUCAAUGGGUAGUCACAGCUGCCCAUUGUGUGCACAACUACAGGCUACCACAGGUAUCCAGCUGGGUGGUCUACGCUGGUAUUGUCACCCGCAACUCGGCUAAAAUGGCUCAGCACAUAGGAUACCCUGUGGAGAAGAUCAUUUACAAUAAGAACUAUAACCACCGAAGCCACGACAGUGAUAUAGCUCUGUUGAAACUGCGGACCCCGCUGAAUUUUUCAGACACAAUUAGGCCCAUCUGCUUGCCUCAGUACGACUAUGAUCUUCCAGGAGGUACCCAGUGCUGGAUCUCUGGAUGGGGGUACACACAGCCUGAUGGUGUUCAUUCACCUGACACUCUAAAAGAAGCGCCAGUUCCCAUAAUGAGCACCAUGAAGUGCAACAGCUCCUGCAUGUACAACGGGGAGAUCACGCCACGGAUGCUUUGUGCAGGAUACACAGAAGGGGAAGUGGAUGCAUGCCAGGGGGACAGUGGGGGUCCUCUGGUUUGCCAGGAUGAAAACGUGUGGAGGCUGGUAGGGGUCGUCAGCUGGGGAACAGGCUGUGCUGAGCCCAACCAUCCAGGAGUUUACACUAAGGUGGCCGAAUUCUUGGGCUGGAUCUAUGACAUGAUUGAGAAUUACUGAGGAGGCCCAUGAAGCACAGCGGGGCGCUCCUGCUAUUACUGUUUACUGACAUAU
Pseudoliparis swirei is the source of this 1446-nucleotide messenger RNA. RefSeq names its product transmembrane serine protease 5 (gene tmprss5). Bases 1 to 1392 code for a protein of 463 amino acids. The record is from RefSeq and is a predicted model, not a curated record. The transcript is spliced from 13 exons. Gene Ontology annotation, molecular function: serine-type endopeptidase activity. Lineage: Eukaryota; Metazoa; Chordata; Actinopteri; Perciformes; Liparidae. Gene Ontology annotation, cellular component: membrane. Gene Ontology annotation, biological process: proteolysis.